This is a messenger RNA of Rotaria sp. Silwood2, 2391 nucleotides long. NCBI's taxonomy places the organism in Eukaryota, Metazoa, Rotifera, Eurotatoria, Philodinida, Philodinidae. The record is from the annotation of a GenBank genome assembly.
ACACAUUCGGCACGAUUUGACUCAUCGGUGGGCUAUGCUAGAUUUUAACGAGAUAAUUGUAUAGAAAAACACCUUCUUUUUCUACAGAUUAAACAUAAUGUGUUAUCUGCUCUCUCUUCAAUAUUUGAUUUGAGUUCUUUAUUCCAUAGCAUGAUACUUGUUAUUAACAUAAUCAAGACAAAAAAAUUUGUCACAAUCAAAAUAGAAGGUUUUUUUUACUUUCUCUACAGCCGUAUAGUUCGUUUCUCUUGACUGUUGUGCUUUUUCCUUUGCAUAGUAACCAGUACAGUGUCUGUCAACAUUGCACAUAGAUUCUUUUUUGUUUUCGAACUUGUGAUCAGCGAGUUUGUACUUCGAAUAGUCUGUUCAUUUUUAUCUCGAACUAGAAUUCAUCUGUUCGAAUGGCAUGUCAAACAGUAAAGGUUUGCAGAAAAAAUUUUGCGAGAAACUCUACAAUCGUCACUUCGCUCCGUAUGACGCUACAAAUAGAUAUGAGAAAACAUAAAAGAAAAAGACCUAUGAUUGGAUUUGUCGAACGAGGAAUGUAUAUACGAAAAUAAAUCUGUAGAGAUACUUACGAAUCAUGUCGAAUGUAUGAAUAAAUAAAAUAUCUAUUAAAGUUCAUUUUUAAUUAUUUCUAUAGGAAUAACAUUAGAAUCGAAUGGUGAAACAAAACAUAAAUAUAAACCAUGUGAUCUUCAUUUUCCAUCCGUAGCUGAUCGUCUUCAAUGGAAUCAAUUAUUAAUUAUAGAUUGGUUAGAUAUUAAUCCACGUUCACAAGAAUAUUCUUUUCUUAAAGAACUUGGCGUACGAGAAGUACCAGAUUUACAUAAACUUAUCUCUCGAAUUGAUCAAGAACAUAAUUAUGGAACAAAAAUAAAAGACGAAUAUAAAUUACCUAAUGCACUUAUUUUUUUUGCCGAAAAUUUUCAACAAUAUUAUUCUAAAGUAUGGAAAAAUGCAAAUAUUAAAAUACCAUUUCUUCCAUCUAUUCUACCCGAUAUAAAUCAAUCAACAGAAGUUAUAUUAACAACAUCUGAUAUUGUUUUUAAAGAAUCAGGACCAUUAUGUCCAUCAUUACUUCCUGAAGUACUUCGAUGUUUUUCAAAAUAUUUUGAUAUUAGUUUACUUGGUGUUAAACAACGUCCUUUAUUAUCAAUAGCAUUUGAUAUUUUAAUGGAAAAAAGAAAUCAAUUAUUAAAUGUUGAAUCGGCUUCAAUCUAUUUUUCUUAUUUCAAUAAAUUAGAUGGUCUUAAUAGAACAUUUAUUGAAAGAAUAUCUAAUCGAGCAUUUAUUCCUUUACCAGGUAGUAAUAUUUAUUUAAAACCAUCUCAAGUAUUUAUUCGAUCAAAAAAUUCAUUUACUAAUGAAAUAUCUUCAAAUAAUGAUCUAAACAUUACAGAUGAUAUGACAACACAUGGUCUUAUUGAUUAUAUAGAUUAUGGUUAUCAAGCAAAUUCUUUUCUUCUUAAUAUUGGUGUUCUAUCUUAUCCAUCAGCUGAAAAUCUUGCUGAUUUAUUAAUUGAACGACAAGCAUCUUUUUUUGCUCAAAUAAAAGAUAAUACAAAUGAUAUGAUAUCAAUUAAAUUACGUGUUUAUACAAAUUGUUUGAAACAAUUAGCUGCUAUAUCAAAUAUUACAAAAUAUUUAAAUGUUGAACCAUUACGAAGUCGUUUAAUUAAUAAACCAUGGUGUUUAGCAUAUCAAAUAAUCGAACGAUCUAAUGGAAAUAAAGAACGAAUUUUUAAAAUUGCUAAACCAAUAGAUAUUUAUCUCGAUGAUGAUCAUCAAUCUGCAAUUGAUCUUCGUCCAUUAUGUGCACCUGAUGAACCUGAAUUAACUAAAUUAUAUGAAUUAUUUGGAUCAAAAUGGUUAUCUGAAAGUGUUAAACGAACUUUAAUACAUAGAGGAAAGUUUUUUGUAACAGACAGAAGUAAAAAUUUACACGAUCUUAUUCGUCAUCGUUUAGACAUGUUAUUUGUUAAUAAUAGAGGAGAACGAUUAGAUAAUAUUGAUGAAAAAUCUAUUGAAUUAUUACGAACAAAAUUCUUUAUUUAUGAAACUGAAGGAAUUCAAUGUCAAUUAACAUUUCAAAAUCGAACAAUUACACUUAAUUCAACAGAAUGUAGUUCAUGUGCAUUGGAACAUGAAAAAAAUAAAGUUACUUUAUAUAUUCAAAAAGAUAUUUCAACUCUUGAUUAUAUUGAUAUUGCUACGGAAUUAACAAGAUUUGUUUAUAAAAAGCCACUUGAUGCAUUAGUUCAUUCUAUUAGUGAUAAACUUGCUUCACCAUUAGAAACACUUAAACGACGUGGAAUUCCUGUUGAUCGAUUGUUAAAACUUGCACCACAACAAUGUAAGUGUAACAAAAUAUUUUUUGAAUUAAUUAAU